AUGAAUACUCAAGAUCAAUCAUCAAUGCCCAACGGCAAACAACAGCAUGAAGUGGCAGAAUUGUCAUCUCCACCGGAAAUACCUCAUAUCACUGCCAAUAUGAUUCCAUUAUCAAAUAUAAUCAAAUAUUAUACCCAAGAGGCAUACAAACAAUUAACUACUGCCAUUGAGAAUUUAUCAAUGAAUGUAAAUGAAGAAUCAGAUAUCAAACGUAAAAAAUAUUUCUUGAAUGUUAUUAUUAAUUUACGACAAGAUUUCAUCAAAGUUUAUACAUUGAUUAAAUGGGCAAGUAUAUCUAAAGAUGUUUCCAAAUUUAUUGAUUUGUUGAAUUGGUUCAGAAUGCAAGAAUUUCAUUUUGAAAAUUUGUUGUUUCAAUUAAAUGCAUUAACUGGGUAUAAUGCAGCAAAAUUACCUAAUAGUGAUAUUGUAACGGCAUUAGAGGUUCUAUAUCAUGGAAGACCAAAAUUACCUUCUUAUAAUUAUAUUAAAUCUGAUAAUUUGAGCCCUCAAAAAAUAUUAGAGACUUUAAAUGAUUUGAAUUUGGUAUUAAUGACAAGAUUCGCACUUAUGGAUAAUAUACCUAAACGAUUUGAUUAUGAAAUUAAGGAUGGACGAGCCUAUAUUAGAGUUAGCAAUGAAUUCGAAGUAAGCAUUACUGUAGGUAAUGAUUUGAUUGUUGAAAACCCUGAAGAGUAUUAUAAAUCGCCGUUUUAUUUUAUUGAUUUCAAGUUUUUGUUUGGGGCCAAUCCAGAAUCUGGGUUGAUUACUUUUAAUGAUGAUAAAAUUUCAACUAAAUUACCAACAAGCCUGCAUAAAAAAUUGGAGAAAAUAGUGAAUCAAACAUUAUUGACCCGAGGAUUGCAAGGAUUAUAUGAAUUAUUACAUAAAUAUUCCAACUCAUUUAAAAUCUAUCUCCUUGCGAAACAAUUUCAAACUUUAUUAAUUAAUUCUCGAUGGAGAGGUAAUUUCCAAAUUAAUUAUCAAACUAAUAAAUCUUUAAUUGUUAUAAACUAUUGGUCACAACAUUAUUUAUCGAGAAACUGGAAAUCAUUUAUUGAACUAGGUAUAGAUUCUAAUUCUAAUUUAAACUAUCGUUGGUUUAAGAAUGGUGAAUAUUGUUUUGGUGAUCAAGGAAAUAAUGAAUUAGAUAAAAUUUUCCAUCUUCAAAGAAGAAAUAGCAACAAUGGUUUGACGGGAUCUGCCAGUAUCAAUAUAAAUGGCUCCAUGAUUGCCACCAUGGGGAGAUCAGCAGAAUUGUCAAAUGAAAUAGCUACAGUGGAUGAUAAUGGUAAUGACAAUGACGAUACUACUACUAAUAAUGGUGACACUGAAAAUGAAGAUUUAAAUGUUGAUUUAAUUUUAAAUGUUGUAGUUAAUCAACAUGCCAAAUCCAUAAUGUCAGCGAUUUAUUCACAAUUGUUGACUCGAUUUUCUGAAACCGAUGUCUCAAUGGUUAGUCCGCAUCAAUUAUUAUUGCAAAUAUCUCCCAAGAAAUCCACAGUUUUCGCAAUAAAUCCUUUAACGGGAUUUUUCUAUUUUAUUGACCCAACUCCAAUUCAAACCUAUAUCACCAAAAAAGUUAAUUUGCCUCCACCAUCACAGGUCAGCAAUAAACAAUUAUUCAUACCAGAAAGUAAUAUGGUCAGCUACGUAAUUGAUCAAAUCAUUCAAUUGAGAUUAGAGGUUUUCAAUAAGGAGGUCAAUACUAAAUUGGCCACAACAGCGUGGAUCAACAAUGGAAUCAUAAAAUUAAAUGACCAUGAAUUGAGUAAAUUAACUCAAUUUUUAAUCCAAAAUGAUGAAUCUAACAAUGAUGAAGACGAUAUAAGUGGCACAAGACUUGACUCAGUACUUCAAAGUUUUAAGCUUCAAUUUUAUCGUCGUAAGAAUUGGCCAAGCUCGUGGUUUUUGAUUAAUAUGAUUAGUGGUGUUACCACUAAAAGUUUUUGGUGGGUAGCAAGAAUUAAAUCAAUCAAUGGAGAUUGGAAGAUCCAAUGGGCACAAAUUAUUAAAUUUCAUGGUGAAAAUAAUGCUAAGCAAGAAUUGCCACCAAAUGAAGGCAAAAUAUUCGUCAAACCAAGAAGAACUGUUGAUUGCAGUAUUGAUUCUGAACAAUUGAACUAUGAAUUUUUCAAAACAUUAUCUACAUUGUCGUCCAAUUUGAUUCUUGACCAUAUGAUAUUAGAAGAAUUGCAAGUAAGAAAUAUCAGAUUUAUCAAACUUGAUUGGGAAACUAUUGAUGAUAACAAGAUUUUCCUGAGGUUCAAGCAAAACCAUGAUAUAUCGUUGAAAAGGAAAAGUUCCAGCAAUAUUAAUAUUGAUGUUAAUGUUGAUAUUGCUGAUAGUAGUAAUAGCACUACCAAUGGCAAACAUAUUCGUGGACCUAAAUUAAAGUAUGAAUCAAUGUUUUUGAUUUACAAUGAUAAAUUAUUACCAAUUUACAAUUCAGCAACAAUUUUAUUCUUAAAAAUUGAACUUGUUGAAUCAAAUAAAAUGUAUUUAAAAUUAUUUGGUAAUUUACGAAAUUUACAGAUCAAAAACUCAUCGGAAGAUAUACAUAAAUUACAUUUAAACAUUGAUGAAGCCAAUCAAUACUUUGAGAUUGAUAAUACUGUUGAUUUAUCAACUGUUAUUAAUGAACCAAAAACAUUAUUGUUGAACUUAAUUUUCAAUACAUUGAAUAAAUUGAAUUCAUUAAUCAAAAUAUUGGAUCAAUUGAACAAGAGCAAUGUUGAGGUAUUGGAUAAUUCUAUGGAUAAUAUUACUAUCAAAAUCAAGGACAGCUAUAAUGAUAAUAAUGAUAAAUUGAUUGUUAUAAAAUUACCAGAGCAAGCUACUGAUCCAAUUCAACUAUUGAUGAAAAACACCACUACCGAUAAAAUCGAUUUGAAGAAAAAUAAUAUUUUAGAAUUUGAAUCGAUAUUGAAAUUUUUGAAUGAAUAUUUACAGGAAAGUAAACUGAAAAAUAACAGUCAUCACCAAAUUAGUAUAAUAAAAAUAAUUCAGUACUUGACAGAGAUUAAUCCAAUUUUACAAUCAACAAAACUAAUUAAUGAACAAUUAGCAGAACUUAAACGGAAAAACAACAACAACAACAACAAUGACAAUGACAAAAGCAAUAAGAGUAAUAUUGGUAAAUUGUCCAACGGGUUAUAUAAAUUAUAUUUCAAUUUAAACAUUAUUAGUUUGACUCAUUUACAAUUGAUAUUUUUUAUGAAUUCAAAUAUUGUUUCAAAUCUGAAAAAGAUUCAAAAGGAUAAAAUUUUGAUUAAUUUGAAUUUAAUUAAAUUUAAUAGAUUUUCUCAACCAAAUGGUAAUUUGAAUGAUGAUAAUAAUACUAAUAGUAAUUGUCAUUUAAUUAGAAUUUCAUUUAAAAAUAGUUUGAUAAAGGAAAAUUUGAAAUUUAAAAAAUUAUUUGAAAUUAUUUUCAAAAAUAUUAAUGAAUUAUUAAUCACCAAGUCCAAACAAAUAAAAUCAUUACAUCAAACUAACAACAAACAACAGUCACAACAAUCACAGCAACAGGGGAAUAAUGAAAAUACAAUAGUUAAAAAAGAAUCACAAUCAAUUGAAGAUGAUUUACUUGAUUUUGGAGAAUAUGAUAAUGAUAACAAGUCUCAACAACAACAACAACAACAAAAUGAAAAAGAUCAAUUAUCUAAUAAUGAAAAAGAAAAUACAAAAGAGAAUAAAACUGUUAGACCCGAUGAUGUAUUGAUUAAAUUGAAUUAUGAUUAUUUAUUAUCAAUGAAUAAUUUACCAUUAUUGAUAAAUCAAAUCACUAAAAGUUUUAUACAAUAUUUACAACAACAACAACAAGAGUAA
Messenger RNA from Candida dubliniensis CD36, 3825 nucleotides. It is a transcript of the gene MED14, whose product is annotated as Med14p. Gene Ontology annotation, cellular component: core mediator complex; mediator complex. Lineage: Eukaryota; Fungi; Ascomycota; Pichiomycetes; Serinales; Debaryomycetaceae. The record is from RefSeq and is a predicted model, not a curated record. Gene Ontology annotation, molecular function: transcription coregulator activity. The coding region runs from base 1 to 3825 and encodes 1274 amino acids. Gene Ontology annotation, biological process: regulation of transcription by RNA polymerase II. The transcript has a single exon.